Cephus cinctus (wheat stem sawfly) is the source of this 2482-nucleotide messenger RNA. Its product is annotated as 26S proteasome non-ATPase regulatory subunit 5. The coding region runs from base 662 to 2176 and encodes 504 amino acids. The record is from RefSeq and is a predicted model, not a curated record. Gene Ontology annotation, biological process: proteasome assembly. NCBI's taxonomy places the organism in Eukaryota, Metazoa, Arthropoda, Insecta, Hymenoptera, Cephidae. Gene Ontology annotation, cellular component: cytosol. The transcript is spliced from 2 exons.
AAACGUUUAGUAGUCAAUAGUUUUUUCAGAAGAGCCAAAUCGAUGUACGAUGUGAAGUUAGCUGUCGUUUCCUUGCUUCUUGUCCAUAAUCAGCUUUUUCAAGACACGUAAUAAGCCAGGUUUUAGGCAUUUCUAUAAUUACAUAAUAGUCGUAAGUCAGCAAUUGUUGUCAUAAAUUAUUUUUACGAGCAACCAGACUAUACUUUCCAAUGAUUCUUUAGUGGGUAAACAGGAACACAGUCAUAAUAUUGUAAGUUUAUAUCGGAACAUAGGCAUGGACGCCUAUAUGACGUCAGCUUUCAUGGCUUUUCAAAAUGACUCAAUAGAAAUCUAUAAACAAUACAUUGUUGUCACCCUAUGGCAAACUCGUGCAUGCAACAUUACUUGUAUAGCAGUGCGGUGAUUGGUUGAAACGGUCAGACACAUUUUAACCAAUCAGAGUAUGCAGACAGUUGCACCACGGUCUAUGCGUGGGUUUACACCAGUAGUACAUCAUGAUUGUGACUAGAAUGGACAAUACGCAUAGCAUGUGGUUUUUCUCGUUUUUCUUGCAAACGAUGGACUAUCAAACUCUACUACCAGAAAAAGAAACCAUUAGGCUGCGCACGCAUUGUUGUUACCCGGCGCGUCAAACGAAUUUAAGCCAUCAACAAGUGCAACAAUGAUGGAGUGGUUUCGUGAAAAAUUUAUACUUCUAGAAUCACUUACUGAUGCUGAGGCAAAAAAGGAUAACCUUGCAGAAAUUAAAAUAAAAUUGACAAGUUUUACGUCUGAGGAAUUAAAACAGGUCGCUACUGAUCUUGAUUUAAGUCUAAUUUUCUCCGAGUUAACCUCAAAUGACAAAGAAAUCAUGAUGCAAGCUUGCGACGUACUCGACACAUUAUUUGAUGCAACGGAGCCUGGUAGGAUUCACCGACGAUAUUCAGAUGAAAUGAAGUCAUCCAUGUCUCUACAACAAUCUACAGUGAAAAUACUCAUACUGCGUGAAUUAUUACGAAUUGCCAGCAAACCUGAGAACAUACACAGUUUAAUUUCUGAUACAGAUUUGCUAAUGGUUAUUGUUGACAAAGUUGCAGAUGAGGAUAUCGCAGUGGCUAAAUUAGCAAUGGAUGUGUUGAAAGAGAUUGGUUCUAGUAAUGAGGGCUUAAAAGUUUUCUAUGCUGGUCCAAUAAUGAGAAUGUUUGCAAGAAUGCUUUCUAAGAAUGACACAAUUAGCUUCCGAAUAUAUGAAACUGUGGUAAAUAUAUCAAAAUCUUCAAAGGAAGGUCUUGAGGCAUCAAUAAAUUCUGGGUUUUUAAGCAGUCUGAUAACUGUUUUGGAAAAUGAUGACAUUCUUCUGCAAUUAAAUGCACUGGAAAUAAUGACAGAUUUGGCCCUGACACCAGAGGGACUUGAUUUUCUAGAACAUCAAGAUAUUCUCUGCAAGCUUUCUGAGAAAAUUGAACGUGCCAACGAGAAUCCGCUAUCCACAAUUUUGAUUCCAGGAUUAAUGAAAUUUUUUGGUAACGUUGCUUGUGUCAGACCCAAUGAAAUUUUCUCAAAUUAUCCAACAGUUGUUUCCGCUCUCUUUGAAGUUCUGGAAAGUGAUGAUCCUACAAUAUUAUCUGGUGCUCUGGAUACAUUAGGUCAUGUUGCGUCUACUGUAGAAGGAAAGUAUGCACUACAAACUUUGGGAGAACCAAUAUUCAAUGCUUUGAAGAGAGUUGCUGAAGUAAUUCAGCGAAUGCCGACCGAGAUACGAAUUCGUGGUUUAAAUAAUCUUGCCCUAAUUUUACAAGUAAAGAGGGAAGAACAGGACAACAGGAUAUUAUCUUUAACAAAAUCAUGGUUCGAUUCACUAAAAGACAAUCCUCUGGAUAUGAUCGUGAGUCUCUGCAAACAACCUUUUGCUGAUAUUCGACAAGCAAGUUUGGAAGUGUUAGCUGUUAUUGCGUCGCAAGCUUGGGGACAAGAAUAUAUUGCGGUCCAACCAGGUCUCAUAGAAUUUCUGCUGGAUAGAAAUGUAGAAGCAUUUAAGGAGUGUAAGGAAGCAAAAUAUGAAGUCGUCAAAACCUUAUCACAAUCAGUAGCAGAUAUUUUUGAUGCACACACUAUUCAAAGAAUGAAACAGUUCAUUAAAGAGGGUCCCUUGUACAGGGACACAAAUACCGAAGUAGCAACUGAGGGUGCUUCAUAAGGCUUACGAUCGCUUUAUCAAGAGAUGCAUUUGAUUUUUAAUUCUAACACACUCGUGAUAUCGUUUUAUUAUAUACUAUAUCAUAUAAGCAUAUUGUAUAAUAAUUAUAUUGUGUGAGAUAAUGCAAUAAUAAUAACUUUAAUAAGGAAUGUAAACGUUCAAAUUUAUUUUAAUUUUUAUGAUUCAUCUUAAAACGUUUAUUACGUAACCAUUCUGUCAUUAGUACGCAUUUCUAAUGUAUGCAUACUUCUAACUUGAAAUAACUGUACACGUAUGACAUCAUUGAAAUAAAUGCAGUGUUUAAUA